Molecule: messenger RNA, 1590 nt
Organism: Botrytis fragariae
Lineage: Eukaryota; Fungi; Ascomycota; Leotiomycetes; Helotiales; Sclerotiniaceae
Product: putative amine oxidase protein
Exons: 3
Coding region: 1-1590 (529 amino acids)
Molecular function (GO): oxidoreductase activity
Source: RefSeq, a predicted model, not a curated record
AUGUCCGCCGGCCUAACUGAUCGAUUCCCUAGAAAGAAAGUCGCUAUCAUCGGAAGUGGUUGCGCUGGAAUCGGGGCUCUAUGGGCUUUAAAUCGAACGCACCAUGAUGUUUACAUUUACGAAGCUGCGGAUCGAUUAGGAGGUCAUACAAAUACUGUCAAGUAUCCUCAUAAUGGCAAAACAACUCCAGUUGAUACAGGAUUUAUAGUCUUGAAUACUGCUACGUAUCCGAAUUUCAUAGCUUUCCUGAAUACCCUCAAUGUUCCUACCGUACGUACUGAAAUGACCUUUGGGGUCUCUCGAGAUAAGGGAUUAUUCGAAUGGUCAGGAACCUCACUCUCAUCAGUAUUCGCACAACGAAAGAACCUCUUCUCAUUAAGGAUGUGGAGAAUGAUAUUCGAUAUCAUCCGUUUUAAUCAAUUUGCUUUGGACUUGUUGAAAGAUGAAGAGAAGAGUGAGGAAUAUGUGAACGGGUAUGUGAAUGGGAAUGGAAAUGGAAAUGGAAAUUCAAAGAACAUUCAUCAUGCGGAAAAACAAGAGACUAUAGGUCAAUAUCUGGAUAGGGAAGGAUAUUCGGAUGCAUUUCGAGAUGAUUAUCUUAUACCAAUGACUGCAGCUGUGUGGAGUACAAGUCCGGAUAAGUGUUCUCUAGAAUUCCCAGCCGUCACGUUGGUCCGAUUUAUGUGGAAUCAUCAUCUAUUGAGCACUGUCGCUGCUCGUCCUGACUGGUUAACGGUAAAGAAUGGAGCGAAAACCUACGUGGAUGCCGUAAUGAAAGGCUUUCCACCAAAUCACAUCUUCCUCUCUACACCCGUCGAGUCAAUACGCAAUGAUGAUGAUAAUCGUAUACGCCUAUGUCUCGAGAAUGGCAAGGAAGAGAUAUUUGAUCAUGUCAUAAUAGCUACUCAUGGAGAUAUCGCAUAUAAUCUGGUCCGAUCCUCUUCCACAUCCACCGAACGUCGCAUUCUUACUGGAUUUCAAACCUCGAAAAAUACAGCUGUCCUUCAUUCCGAUCUUUCUCUCAUGCCUCAAAAUAGAGAAGCUUGGUCCGCUUGGAAUUAUAUUACUGCUUCUUCUACUUCUUCAACCUCGAAAUCUAGAAAUGUUGACCAAGUUUGUCUGACAUACAAUAUGAAUAUUCUUCAGCAUAUUCCGACCUCCAAAUUUGGUGAUGUUCUCGUCACACUUAAUCCUUUAUUUCCACCAAAACCAGAACUCACACACAGUACAUACACAUAUCGUCAUCCACUUUACAAUACUCGUGCUAUAACCUCUCAGUCCCAACUUCCAGAAAUUCAAAACACAAGAAAUAUAUCUUACUGUGGAGCAUGGACCAAAUACGGAUUUCAUGAAGAUGGCUUUAGUAGUGGAAUCAAGGUAGCAAUGGAUCACCUAGGUGCUACUCUUCCGUUCGAGUUUAAAGAUAGUACCUUUAGUCGAGGUAAACGUCCUGUACUUGGGUUGAGUGAUUUGAUCUUGAGGAUUUUUAUUUUGGCCAUUCAAUGGUUUGUGGUUAAUAUACUAGAGAGAGUCCUUUUUAUCGAGAGAGGCAAAUCUCAAGUGGAUGUCAAAAGGAAGAAGUUUGUUUGA